Hipposideros armiger (great roundleaf bat) is the source of this 1452-nucleotide messenger RNA. RefSeq names its product neugrin, neurite outgrowth associated (gene NGRN). The record is from RefSeq and is a predicted model, not a curated record. Gene Ontology annotation, cellular component: nucleus. The coding region runs from base 97 to 963 and encodes 288 amino acids. NCBI's taxonomy places the organism in Eukaryota, Metazoa, Chordata, Mammalia, Chiroptera, Hipposideridae. The transcript has 3 exons.
CCUCCGGCCGGAAGCGGCAGUGGCGCACGAGCCGCCCGCUUCCUUCCCGCCCCUUGGCUUCCGGUGGUGCCGCGUUUCGGGCUGAGAUUCGUCAACAUGGCGGGUACUCUGAACCUCUUGCUGGGAGGCCGUGUCUGUGCUGCCGUCGCUCGCUGCGGGUUCGCGACCCGUGGGGUAGCAGGCCCGGGCUCUGUCGGCCGCGAGCCGGAUCCCGAUUUCGACUGGGAGCCAGAGGAGCGGGAGCUGCAGGAGGUGGAGAGCACCCUGAAACGACAGAAAAAAGCCAUUCGGUUCCAGAAAAUUCGGAGGCAAAUGGAGGCGCCAGGUGCCCCGCCCAGGACCCUGACGUGGGAAGCCAUGGAGCAGAUCCGGUAUUUACAUAAGGAAUUUGCAGAGUCCUGGUCAGUUCCCAGAUUGGCUGAAGGAUUUGAUGUCAGCACCGAUGUGAUCAGAAGGGUUUUAAAAAGCAAGUUUGUACCCACAUUGGAGCAGAAACUGAAGCAGGAUCAAAAAGUCCUUAAGAAAGCUGGGCCUUCAGGCUCUGGGGAUAACUGGAAGCUUCUUUCUACAGGCCGCUCCAGGUCGGGCUCUUUGCUGGUCCCAGGGGGUGAAACCUCAUCCCAAGGCCAGGGUCACAGCACAACUUUGAAGAUGAUAGAAUCGAAUAGUCACAGCACAAACACACCAAGGAGACAGAAGGGAAGGAAUAAAGGAAUCCAGAGCCUGGAGAAGGAGAGCUUUGUGCCUGUCACUGCAGCCCUGGGUCAUCAGAGAGAGCUGCAGAAGUACUCCACCAGCGAUGGUGAGGCCACCAGAGGACCUGACAGUGAUGGAUUGCCAGGUGAGAAGCAGCUGGAAGAGUUGAAGGCAGGGGAACCAGGUGAGCAGAACUUCAGCAGCAAAGUAGUGCAGAGGGGGCGAGAGUUCUUUGACGACAAUGGGAACUUCCUGUACAGAAUUUGAACUGGAGCCUGGCUUGUGGAGAUGCCACGUGAAACACAGCUGGGCAAGUAUAUUUGAACUGCCUGGAUUUCUGUGCAUGGGUUAUCCGCUGGAAGAGGAGGAAGUGAUGAACCUUGUAUGCAGGAGGAAAGAGCUGCUUGGGUUGGACUCUGACAAGGGGUGGUGAACUCCACAAGGCAGAUGUGUAUGGAUGGGGGCAGCGUGAAUGACCGGCUGGGUGGAGUCCAGCGUCCUGGAGCAUUCCUGGUCUGACUCAUAUGGAUCUUCAGUGCUCACCCUUCCUGCAUAGGCACUCUGUGCGUUGAAACCAGCCAGUGGUGCAUGUGUUAUUAGGAAUUUUCUGUGGUACUUGCAAUAUGUUUGGGAGGAAAUGCAAAGUUUGCCUUCUGACCUCAUUUACUUCUUGACUAAUGAACACUAACAGUUAUGGAACUGCUUAGUCAAUAGGUUGUUUUCAUUAUGUGCAAAAUAAAGUGAAAUGUAGCAGUC